AUGGCUGAUAAGCUUGGAAUCCAUGAUCCUAGAGUAACAUGGCACACAGCAACAGUUCGACACAAAUCCUACCAUUACAUGAGGGCUGACCCGGAGAAUGAGCCACUGGCGACAAUUUUCCUUCUGCAUGGGUUUCCUGAUUUAGCUUUUGGCUGGCGGUAUCAGAUUCCUUGUUUGCAAUCUCAAGGAUAUCAGGUCAUCGCACCAGACAUGCUAGACUUUGGUAGAACCAACAGACCUGGCAGACCUUGUCGCCAAAGACAAAAGAUCAUCCUCGGUGGACACGACUGGGGCGCCGCGGUGGUUUGGCGUACAGCUCUGUGGUUUCCGGACCUGGUUCAGGGUAUUUUCAGCGUCGGCACACCGUUCAUCCCGCCUUCACAAAUCUAUCGUUCGCUGGAUGACGUCGCGCAGAGUGAGGAUAUGAAGAACUUGAGAUACCAACUGCAAUUUCGGGGCACGCAGAUCGACGAAGAGAUAACAGAAGAAACAAAGGUCCGACAGUUUCUGAAUGCCAUGUUUGGCGGGACGGGCCCUCAUGACGAAGUCGGCUUCGAUGCAUCGACGGGAAUCAUAUUCCAUAAUUUAUCCAAACUGAACCGAUCCCAUCUGUUGUCUGAUGCCGAGCUGGAGUAUUAUGUCUCUCGUUAUUUCCAGAAUGGAAAAUCUAAAGUGGAAGGGCCCCUUCGCUGGUAUCGAACACAGGCACAAAAUUAUCUCGAUGAGUUACGACUCUUAUUGAAGCCCGUCAAAUUCUCAAUGCCAGCGCUAUUUCUGGCUGCCACUCAUGACGAAACUUUGCCGACGAACCUGACCGAGGAAAUGGAUCGAUACUUCGAGAGCUUGACGUGUAAGGAGAUAGAUGGGUCUCGCUGGAUAUUAUGGGAAUCGCCUGCUGUUGUCAACGAACAGAUACUAACGUGGCUGAAGAUGAUGGUGGUGUAG
Fusarium poae is the source of this 945-nucleotide messenger RNA. RefSeq lists its product as uncharacterized. Gene Ontology annotation, molecular function: hydrolase activity. Lineage: Eukaryota; Fungi; Ascomycota; Sordariomycetes; Hypocreales; Nectriaceae. The record is from RefSeq and is a predicted model, not a curated record. The coding region runs from base 1 to 945 and encodes 314 amino acids. The transcript is spliced from 2 exons.